Plasmodium cynomolgi strain B is the source of this 684-nucleotide messenger RNA. Its product is annotated as VIR-like CYIR protein. The record is from RefSeq and is a predicted model, not a curated record. The coding region runs from base 1 to 684 and encodes 227 amino acids. The transcript has 2 exons. NCBI's taxonomy places the organism in Eukaryota, Apicomplexa, Aconoidasida, Haemosporida, Plasmodiidae.
AUGGAGUAUACCGAGAAUGAAGAUGAAAGUAAAAGAAAUGAUGAAGUAGAGGAAGAAAUUCCAGUGCCACCAGAUCCGGCUGUAGUAUUAGGAGGUAUACUAAAAAAGAGGAAACAAAUAACUGAUCAUAAAGCAGUGGAAAAAACAUCUGGAAGUCAUGAUAACUCGCGAAUGGACUCAAGCGCUUCACUUAGUGAUCAAUCUAAUUCUGAAUAUUUAACCGAAGCAGAUGGUAUAUCACCUUACUUGGUACUGACAGAAAAAGGAAUUAAAUGGAAAAUACUUGAUAAUGAAACAUUUGAUUGUGAGAGAUAUGGAUCAAAAGAUACUUAUGGAUUAUGUAAACACUUAAAAAAAUUACAUGAAGAAGGAAAAAUUAAAUUAAACCCCAAUUCUAGUGGUCGCGAUGUAAGAAAUAGGCAACCAUCACUUGGAAGAGAAGAUGGUUUAUUAGAUAUAGGAUCAUAUGAAAUGGGUAAAGAUGAUUCAUACUCUCCUAACAACCGGAAUGACAUAUAUUCUUUAUUAAGGACUAAGCAAUUCCGAACAGGAACAACAAUUGUUUUAAUUAUACUCCUAUUGGAUCCUUCUUUAGGAGUAGAAAAGGAGGGAGAAGAAAUAUUGAUCAUGAAUAUUUUGAAAGAAAAUCGGAAGAGUUGUCUCGACGUAGUCAAAAAUCGGUGA